AUGUUCCGCACAUUUCGACACAUCAAUUCAGAGAACAGGCGUGACAUUUUGGAAAGCGUCCUUCCACCCUUUGACAGGAAGCGUCAGGGCAAAUUAACUCGUGUCGCCUGCAUCCAUUGCAGAUCGAAAAAGUUGAAAUGCACUGGAGAACGUAAUGGCUGCCGACGAUGCCGAUUGAAAAAGCUCGACUGUACUUAUCCCCGUCCGUCCAGCUCAAAGUCUCUAUCCAAGACAAAGGACCAAGAAAGAACAUCCCAUACAGACCGGCAUCCAUUAGCAGCAGGCAACCAUGCUGGCACUGCAUAUAUCAGGGAGCCGAUUGUUACGAAUAGCGUGAUGAUGGAGGGCUUCGCAGACGGUAAUCAUAAGCUUGACCAAAUGGGGACGCUUGAUGUUGCCAAUUACUUCCUUUGGAACGAAAGCAGCCCUGACGAAGCCCACAAUCCUGACACGAACACCAUUGAUUAUCUUACCCAAGACGCAUCCUUCUUUUCUAUACCAUGCUUUCGCGAUUCACAACCAGAUUCAGAGAAAGCCCAUGGGGCCGGAUGCACGCCAGAGCCUGCCUUUAAAACCGGAACCAACUCCAAAUCAACCCCAUGUUCAUGCCUGCGUCAGAUCCUACGCACAUUCGAAACGGUCCAGUUAGCCACGGCCUUAGGGUUGCAGGACGCCUCAGAAGCCUUUUAUUCCAAUGCACGCAACACUCUCUGUGUACAAAAAGAUGCCCUAGCCAGUUGUGAGACGCUUUUGGAGUGUCCCAUGUGUAGCUCCCAAUCUGAGCAUAUCACUAUGGUGACCUACAUCAAUGACAAAAUGUUGACCAGUAUCAGAGAUUUGGUCUCGGCUUCAUCUAUGACCAGAUCUGUAGCCUACAAGGAUGGCUUGAUUGGCAGUCAAUCAGGCAGCUACAGUGAUCCUCGGGACACGGGGCUAGAAAUCAAGCGAUGGAAGCUAGACAAUGAAGAUGAAAUGCAGGCUGGAGAGGAUUGUUAUGGUACACCAGUGGUCCUCUCAUGA
Molecule: messenger RNA, 1020 nt
Organism: Aspergillus caelatus
Lineage: Eukaryota; Fungi; Ascomycota; Eurotiomycetes; Eurotiales; Aspergillaceae
Product: Zn(II)2Cys6 transcription factor domain-containing protein
Exons: 4
Coding region: 1-1020 (339 amino acids)
Biological process (GO): aflatoxin biosynthetic process; regulation of DNA-templated transcription
Cellular component (GO): nucleus
Molecular function (GO): DNA binding; zinc ion binding; DNA-binding transcription factor activity, RNA polymerase II-specific
Source: RefSeq, a predicted model, not a curated record